CGGUACCUAUCUUGUUGAAUUUGUAGGUACCUAAUUCCAAAGUUCACGCUUUCUUAUUUUUACGUUGAGUUCUUGUAGCCUGCGAAACUUUGUUGCCGUCUGCCGAGUUUUGCCUCACACCGCAGUCUUUACUUUAUACAGUAAAUAAUCGUACGUGUGUAAAGUUAAACCAGACUCAGUUUAAGUUGUUACCAUACCUUAAAGUUUCUUAAAUAUUUAAAUAACAGUAAACAGAAUGUCUGCUGCAGUAAAAGGUAUUUUCAUUGUGGGUGCCAAGCGCACACCUUUUGGCACAUUCGGUGGUGUGUUCCGCAACACCUCUGCCAGUGAACUUCAGGCGAUAGCUGCAAAUGCAGCAAUCAAGGAGGCAGGAGUUUCCCCUACCGAAAUUGACUCUGUUGUCAUUGGACAGGUUAUGCCUGUGUCGUCAACUGAUGGUGCCUACUGCCCCCGACAUGCAGCUCUCAAAGUGGGGAUCCCACAAGAGAAACCCGCUCUUGGAGUCAACAGGCUAUGUGGCUCUGGAUUCCAGGCAGUUGUGAACAGCGCUCAGGAUAUCGCAUUGGGAUCAGCAAAAAUUUCCCUAGCCGGUGGUGUGGAAAACAUGUCUCAAGCUCCUUUCGCCGUGAGGAACAUCAGAUUCGGUACAACACUCGGCACCAGCUACCAGUUAGAGGACACGCUAUGGAGCGGUCUUACCGACACCUACUGUAGUCUUCCCAUGGGCAUGACGGCCGAGAAACUCGGAGCAAAAUACGGCGUCACCAAGGACGAAGUCGAUAAGUUCGCGCUGAGGUCCCAACAGAGGUGGAAGGCUGCGCAAGACGCCGGUGUCUUCAAGUCGGAGGUCGAACCUGUGACCAUCACGGUCAAGCGGAAGGAGGUGAAGGUGGACAUGGACGAGCACCCUCGCCCGCAGACCACCCUCGAGGGCCUGCAGAAACUCCCACCGGUGUUCCAGAAGAAUGGACUGGUCACUGCUGGUACUGCCUCGGGCAUCAGCGACGGCGCUGGAGCGCUCAUCCUGGCGAGCGAAGAGGCGGCUAAGAAUCUGAAGCCCCUCGCCCGGCUGGUGGGCUGGGCCUACGUGGGCGUCGACCCCAGCAUCAUGGGUAUCGGCCCCGUGCCGGCUAUCGAGAACCUGCUGAAGGCCACCAACAUGACGCUGAACGAUAUUGAUCUUAUUGAGAUCAACGAGGCAUUCUGCGCCCAGACCCUCGCUUGCGCAAAGGCUCUCAACCUGGACAUGGAGAAACUGAACGUGAACGGUGGUGCCACCGCCAUUGGCCACCCGCUCGGCGCCUCCGGAGCGCGCAUCACCGCACACUUGGCUCACGAGCUCAGACGUCGCGGUUUGAAGCGAGCUAUCGGAUCAGCUUGCAUCGGAGGGGGACAGGGUAUUGCUGUCAUGUUGGAGGCCGUCUAAAUCAAAUCUAACACCUUAUAACUGGACGCUAUUAAGCAUUUGUGUACUGACCCAUAAAAAAUUCGUAUUGAGUUAUGGAUGCAGCUAUGAUCUUCACAUGAUUUAGAACAAGACUGCAUUAAAAAUUUAACAACAAAAAAAUUGUGGGUUAGGACACUAAUGCUUAACAGCGACCAACUUUUAGUCCGUCUAAGACCUUAGUCAUAACCUAACCUAGGUCUUAAACAAAUCAUUGAUAUCACAAUAUUACUGCCGCACACUAUUUUGAAAAAUAUAAUAUUAUGUAGGUACAGUAAUUAAUUAUUAGGAUUUUUACAUGAUGAAAAUGAAUGAUAUAAUGUGACAGAAACUAUUUUCUAUUAUUACCUGUUUUUGCAUUCAAAAUGGGUAAUUUUAAAUAUUUUAUACGUAGUCUACA
Messenger RNA from Aricia agestis (brown argus), 1844 nucleotides. RefSeq names its product 3-ketoacyl-CoA thiolase, mitochondrial-like (gene yip2). Gene Ontology annotation, biological process: fatty acid beta-oxidation. The transcript is spliced from 8 exons. The record is from RefSeq and is a predicted model, not a curated record. NCBI's taxonomy places the organism in Eukaryota, Metazoa, Arthropoda, Insecta, Lepidoptera, Lycaenidae. Bases 236 to 1426 code for a protein of 396 amino acids. Gene Ontology annotation, molecular function: acetyl-CoA C-acetyltransferase activity.